Mandrillus leucophaeus (drill) is the source of this 686-nucleotide messenger RNA. Its product is annotated as methyltransferase-like protein 7A. Gene Ontology annotation, molecular function: S-adenosylmethionine-dependent methyltransferase activity. The transcript has 4 exons. NCBI's taxonomy places the organism in Eukaryota, Metazoa, Chordata, Mammalia, Primates, Cercopithecidae. The coding region runs from base 60 to 686 and encodes 208 amino acids. The record is from RefSeq and is a predicted model, not a curated record.
AUUGACAUCCUAGCAUUUCCCAUGUACCUGCUGAACUUUAUGGGCUUGUAGAACUGGAUAUGCAGAAAUGGUUCCCCUACUUCUUGGUGAGGUUCAUUGUGAUGUACAAAGAACAGAGGGCAAGCAAGAAACGGGAGCUCUUCAGCAACCUGCAGGAGUUUGCAGAUCCCUCCGGGAAGCUCUCCCUGCUGGGGGUGGGCUGUGGCACUGGAGCCAACUUCAAGUCCUACCUACCUGGGUGCAGGGUGACCUGUAUUGACCCCAACCCCAACUUUGAGAAGUUUUUGAUCAAGAGCGUUGCAGAGAACCGACACCUGCAGUUUGAGUGCUUUGUGGUAGCUGCCGGGGAGAACAUGAACCAGGUGGCCGAUGGCUCUGUGGACGUGGUGGUCUGCACCCUGGUGCUGUGCUCUGUGAAGAACCAGGAGCAGAGUCUCUGUGAGAUGUGCAGAGUGCUGAGACCGGUGAGUGAGCUGGGGAGAAGUAGCAGCAAAAGCAGCUGUGAAGGCAAUGCCUUUGGGGGCUUGCUGGCCCUUUUCAGGCUGUGCUAUCUGAAAAGCAUCUACGCAUCGGCUCUGCAGAGGCAGAAGAUGAACAGUAAAAUGCAAAGAUCUGGCGACCUUCAGAGCUGGUUCCUGUGUCCCAUAACUCAGGGCCCAGAUGGAGACACUGUGACUGUUCACUAA